AAUCCUUCUCUUUUCUCUUCGUUUUCGAGAAGUCAAACGUGCUUGUUCUCUCGUAGCUAAGGCCACCCGGCGACUUGCACGUACAUUAAUUAAAAUGGCAUCCAAAGCUGAAUUAGCGUGUGUUUACUCCGCUCUCAUCUUGGUCGAUGACGAUGUCGCCGUAACUGGUGAGAAAAUCUCGACCAUCCUCAAGGCCGCCAACGUCGAUGUCGAGCCUUACUGGCCCGGCCUCUUCGCGAAGGCGCUGGAAGGCGUGAACGUGCGCGACCUGAUCACGAACAUCGGUUCCGGCGUGGGAUCCGCGCCCGCCGGUGGCGCUGCUCCCGCCGCCGCCGCCGCCGCCGCCCCAGCCGCCGAGGCCGCCAAGGAGGAAAAGAAAGAGGAAGAACCGGAGGAGUCUGACGACGACAUGGGCUUCGGUCUCUUCGACUAAAAAGCUUUUUUUAAAUAAUAA
Ostrinia nubilalis (European corn borer) is the source of this 454-nucleotide messenger RNA. RefSeq names its product large ribosomal subunit protein P1 (gene RpLP1). Gene Ontology annotation, molecular function: structural constituent of ribosome; protein kinase activator activity; ribonucleoprotein complex binding. The transcript has 3 exons. NCBI's taxonomy places the organism in Eukaryota, Metazoa, Arthropoda, Insecta, Lepidoptera, Crambidae. Gene Ontology annotation, cellular component: cytosolic large ribosomal subunit; ribosome. Gene Ontology annotation, biological process: cytoplasmic translation; translational elongation. Bases 95 to 433 code for a protein of 112 amino acids. The record is from RefSeq and is a predicted model, not a curated record.